AUGUCAAGAAGCUCAGCGGGACGACCAAACACCAAGAUCUCCUCGUUAGUAUCACUUUAUGAAGAACAAGCUUUAAAACAUACCAACUCAGCCAAACGAACCAAAGCCGACGCUUCCGAGGGUUCUUCGACUCGCGCCAGCCGGCAUCUAUCACCUUUGCCACAGCCUCCAGUCUUCAAGUUUUGCUCACCCGUUUUGACCACGGGUUGUCUUCCUCCAAUCAUACAUGUUGAUCCCGAGCCGGAUCCUAUCCCAAGUGCGCCCACUAAUCCGGUCCAAUGUAGCUCCAUGGAAAUGGUCAAUACAUCAGAUUCCUCUACGACACUAAGCCCGCAAGAUCUUACAGCUUGUGUAGCUGCCCCAUUCCUCAAUCUGGGUCAAAUACAGGAUAAUGAGCCGAGAACUGAUUCCCAUUCCUUUCGUAAAAUGGAUGUGUCUCAGGACUCAGCAUGUCCAUCUGUCAUUGAAUCUUCUUCUGGACCAUCAUCUCAAAAUUGCACUCUGGUCACCGACACGUAUCACAAACAGCUUUUGACGAAGCGUAUGUCCAACGGAUCUACCGACUUUUCUCGCGUUUUUGAGACCUCGACAGAUCCUACAAUCGAUAGAAAACCCCUUCUGACGGGAGGCGAGUCAACUAUAUCUUCCACGGGAUCCAAAAUCGGAGUUCCGGCACAUCGCGUAUUCACACGUGGCGCACCAGCUUUGUUACUACCGGCACUUGACGAGUUGCUUGAGAGCAUCGAAGAUGCAUGCUUUGAAGAAGUGAGAAUUAAUGAUAUGAGUGAACAAGAGGGCUCAACCUGGCGAGACUGGAUCCGCGGCACCUCCCAAGACCCCCCGUCGUAUAAUUGGAAUCCUUUUCACCGCACCAGAGGACGAAAGUGCACGAAAAUGGUAAACCAUCGUAUGAAUAACGAAAUCUCCGACAUCCCUUCAAAGACAGAGCAAAAGUAUUCGUCAAGCAAGGAGUCUGACUUCGAGCGAGGCUCGCAUCACGAUUCAGAACCGUUUGUAAAUACGUCUACAAUCUCAUUCCUACCGGAUCUUCCUUCCGAAAUCCCGGCUUCGCGUGCCAAGGCUCCUAAAAAAGAAAGAAUUCGGAGACUCAUCUUCUUGCCGAUGCACCUCUUACCCGCGAAUCUGACAAUCACUGAUCUGAAGCUGAAUAGAUCCGCAUCAGCAUCGCUUCUUUCAAUGACUGACAUAAUUUCAUUGGGAAUGGACACGAUACUUGAUGCAGAGGAUACCCCUUAUGCUAUGUCUUUGAUGAAUAUCGAGAUGUUUCGGGACAUGUCACAGAUGAUCGGUCUUCUCAUUGGAUUCCGAAGUGACUAUUGGCAAUCGCCUCUGCCUACGACUACACCAAUAUUCGACUCGGCUGCGUCUUCAAACUUGACCAUAGUAAACGUCCUAUUCGGACGGAUCCCGGCCGUUGUCGGGCUUGAUUUUGUCAGUGCGUUUGGAAAAGCAGUGCUCUGGUUCUGGAUUUUCGGAUGCAUCUGUGCUUUGGGUCUUUAUGAAUUUUAUAGACUUACAGGUGGGUGGACAGGACCUCAAAGAAGGCUAUCUAACUCAGCGCGGUUUGGGGAAGGUUUCGAUAUGGAAGACAAUUUCCACAAUUCCAAGAUUCGUUCGACGUGGAGACAAAGCAAAACUUACAUCACUACUCUCACUUUUCUCCUUACCUCGUUUUAUGUCCCCCUUUCCAAAAUCAGUAUAGGCGCUCUUGCUUGGACAAGUGACUUUUGGGCGAUUCCCAAUCCGUAUGUUAAUAGCGAUCAACCACAAGUGGACCCCCUCGGACCUUCAGAUCUAUAUCGUGCCUCUUUGGACUUUUGCUACACUACCACGAUGAAAAAACCACAAGGAGUUUUGAUCAACAUCAACUGGACAGUACCUAUAAUUCUGGCAUCAAUGUUCAAUAUCUGUACAUUAUCGUUAUGGUUCCCUAUAAGAUUGUGGCAAACGGUGAAUGUUGAAGCACCCAAAGUAGAUGAGUAUACUGAACUAGGAGAAAAGCGUAACGCCGUCGACCAAGAGUACAUGCGUCUCGUCGAUUGCGACCAAGGACCAUUCGUAUAUCUGUACAGCUCUAUACAGCUGAGGGCCAAACCUUUCAUCCAUCCAACACAAAAUGCGUCUGACACUGUUGGUAAAUUUGGGUAUCUUGUGAUCAGCUUCAUAGGAUUGUUGGUUGCCCUCAAAGUCAAAGGAAGUCGCGUUCUGGGUGGUCCCCUGCUUGUAGUGAUUACUGCGCUAAUAUAUGUUUUGAACGCUUAUUUUACAAUUAUUCGUACUCCGAUAUUUCAACGCGUAAUCAAACGGUAUCAGAAACGCUUAGAUUUUAGUAUAGAUUUAUUCUCCCCGCAGCUAGACUUGGCUAAACAUAUCACUCGGCGGCUACAAGAAUACACAAGAGCCAAUGCGGAGAUGGUCACAUCAAAUAGGCAAAACAAUGAUCACAACGUCAUACGCGGUCUUAUCAUCCACGAGUUCACGGGACCCGAUUGCUUUUGGAAGCCGCGCACCCCUCCCUACGCGCACAACGUGACAACAUUCUUUGGAAGGGCCGACGUAGUUCCUUUUCCAUUUACUGUGAUCUUUAGAUACGAUCAGUCUCCUGAUCCAAUAUUCAUUACUCAAUCAGAAGAUCUACAAGCUUAUGUAAAUCAAAAUAAUACGAUGGAAAUACUGAUGCGACGACAAGUCCGCUUACUACUACGAUCUCUCGAAGGCAAAGAAGUGUUUGCACCCCUCACAGAGGAAUGGGAGCGAGUCAAGGGUAAGAAAGGCUUAUUCAGGCGAAACGCAGACUCGCGCAUUCAUUUCCGCAGUGGAAUUCUGAAGAUCAGGCGUAAUUGUGACUUGAGCUGGCGAGGGUAUAACUAUAACUCGGGAUUUGAGGUUACUAUAAAUUACUGUGACGGACAACUAGCUAAGUCAAAUGGUUCAGUCACCAGUAAGAUAAAGUACACGCGGGAGGCGCACUCAAUCGGUCUGCUGGAUGAUUUUAAACUUUCUCCCGGACUUGCCAGAAUCUUUCAAGACAAUAAGCACGUUAUUGGCACAAAAAUAGGCUCGAUACAAACCCAUCUUAAGAGUAGACGUGAUUAUUUUGCUACCCAGUUUGCUUGGAAGCUCAACACUAUGUCAUAUUCAUUCUUACUCAACUUGUUGAUGAAAGAAGAUGUUACUGCGGCAUCAUUGGCUGAGCAUAUCAAGUUGGAAGAAGUAGAUCCUAAGAUGCGUGAUUUUCCGGAAGUCUGUCGUGGAUCACUGCGAGCCGUUGAUGAUCGAUUACAGUUUAUUCAUAAAAACAAAUUGACAAGGUGGUGGUAUACUUUCUUUGACGAUGUGUAUCGGAGAAAUGCUGUCGAUGUUCCUGCUCUAUCUCAAUCACCCUCUGACUUUUCACCCCACUACCGCUCAAGCAUCUGUUAUCGCCCAAUGUCAAGAAAAAAACUAGAGGAUUUUUUGAUUGAGCGACAGCUAGCUACUGUUGACGGCCGAGGCGGCUUCUUUCACAGCGGUCUUUUAAACCGCAUGUAUUUUUAUAUGGAUGAGAUGAUGUUCGAGGGCACCUCAAAAGGAAUCUCAAUCCGUGUCGGUGACUCCCGUGAACAGGUCAAGCUGGAAUCUCUGCCUUCUGCAACUAAGCAUCGUAAGCAACACGACUCAAGCUCAUCUGAGUACAGCUCUUAUUACGAUCCAUACGGACCAUCAAGAUAUUCCUCUCGAUUCACACAAUUUACCGGUGAAGGUACAGAUGAAGGUGAUCCAGUGAUCAGAUUUAGGAAUGCUUUUGCUCAUGAACAAAUCUUUGAUCAAACUUCUCAAGAAACAUCUACACGUUUUGCUUACAUUCUUCAAAGAGUCAAGCGCGGUACCCGAGAGUGGUUAGGUCUUGUUCCAGUUCAUCACGCUAGGCGUCAUUCAGCUGGUAUCUCUUUAGGAUUAAGAAGAACAACUACUGGAUUUGAACUUCCCAGAUCAGCACAUAGCCCAGUGAUUAGCUUUUGUUCAGAAUCUGAAGAGAAAUCUGAACGGAUUCAUAGUCAAAUUGAUUCACUUGAAUAUGGUUAUCCUCGAAGUGAAAUUUGAUAGAAAUUGGAAGGAAAUUGGUCAUCGACACUUUAAGACGAGCUGUCUUUGUAAUAACACGUGAAGAACCUGUACCAUAUUGUGGACAUUGCAUUGUCUAGAUAGCAUUUUAUUCAAAUUGGAUCCACGCUUAUUUGUAAAGAUUUGAUAUUUUCUGUAUGAGAAAAUCAAUUUCAACUCCAUUUUGUGUCCUUUGUUGAUUCCUAGAAUAAUUGUAACUUGAAGCUUUUCUUGGCUGGAAUUUAAUGAAGGACUGUUUUUACC
Molecule: messenger RNA, 4368 nt
Organism: Melampsora larici-populina 98AG31
Lineage: Eukaryota; Fungi; Basidiomycota; Pucciniomycetes; Pucciniales; Melampsoraceae
Exons: 7
Coding region: 1-4104 (1367 amino acids)
Source: RefSeq, a predicted model, not a curated record